Messenger RNA from Adineta steineri, 1260 nucleotides. The record is from the annotation of a GenBank genome assembly. Lineage: Eukaryota; Metazoa; Rotifera; Eurotatoria; Adinetida; Adinetidae.
AUGAAUCCAUUAAAUCGUCUUAAUCUUCUCUUAUCUGAUAUACUUCAAAAUGAACCAUCAUCAACGAUAGGAAUUAGUCAAGAAUCAGUAAAUAAAACAUCUUCAUUAAUGACAUUUGCUGAUCAUGAUUACCAUUCUUCACCAAAAUUACCUUCAAUCACAGCAUCAACAUCAACAUUACCAUUACCACCACGUCGUGACUCGUCAUUAGUGAAACAACAUCGUCAACGUCAUCGUAUUCAACAGUCUGACAUACAAAAACAACAGACGACACAACCGCUUCUAAAUUCUUCGACAUUAGAUGAUUUAUUUCAUGCCUUAACACUCGAAUGUGAACAAUAUUUAGCUGAUUCAUUAUCAACAACAUAUGCAAAUAAAACAUAUAAUGAAAUAAUUGUUCAACCUCCUCCUCCAAUAAUGAAACAAACAAAAAUUGAUUCGACUGAUGAUGAUUAUGAAAACUUACAUUCAUCAAGUUUAUCAUCUUCAAAUGGAAAAACUCCACUUAAAACAAGUAUUGAAGUAAUGAGUCCAGAAAAACGACAAGUUGUUUCAAUACAUGUUUCAUCAAAAUUAUCCUCGAAUCCAUUAGUAACAUCAUCACGUACUUAUCCAUUACUAUCAUCAUCUUGUACAACAACAACAACAACAGGAAAUGUACCACCAAUAAUAUCUCAUUCAAGUGAUGAUGAUGAUGAUAACUCUACAAAUGUAUCAUUAACAAAUACGAAUCGUAAGCGUCGUUGUCGUCGUAUUCGUAAACAACAAAUAAUAUCAUCAACAAUUCAGUCAAGUUCAUCAUCCGAUGAACGAACAGAAAUAAUUAAUGAGAAAAAAGCAAUUAUUUCAAAACGUUCAUGUAGUACUGAUCAUCGUCAACAACGCAUAAAAAGUAUUUAUGACAAUCAGCCUUUAGCAUUACCUGCAAGACGUAUACGUCGACGUGAUAUUUCAUUGCAACAAAAUUUACCAAUUUCAACAAAACAUUAUGAAGAUAUUUCAUCGCGUUUUGUAGAAAAUCUUUGUUCACCUCUUUCAGUUUUAUUAACAUCAACAAGAUCAACAAGUGAUUUUGUGGGUCGUAUACAACAACAACAACAACAACAACCAAGACGAUCACGUUUUGAAUUUAUUAAUCAGCAACCAAUAGCAUUACUUGAUCGUAUGCAUCAUCAAUUUUAUCAACCAACAUCAGCUCGUCAUCAUCAUCAUAAUAAUAACAUUCCUACUCAUCGAAUACCAUCAUAUCCGGUGUAUUAA